GAAACGAAUUUGGACGAUGACAAAGAUAAUGAAAGAUCAAAUAAUGCAAAAAAAAAGAAUCAAAUUCCUAGCAUUUCAUCUCUAUCCUCAUGUGACAAAGAUGUUGCUAAAAAUGCAGCAGAUAUCUGA
Racocetra persica is the source of this 129-nucleotide messenger RNA. NCBI's taxonomy places the organism in Eukaryota, Fungi, Glomeromycota, Glomeromycetes, Diversisporales, Gigasporaceae. The record is from the annotation of a GenBank genome assembly.